AUGUUUAAACAUUACCUUACAUUGAUUUUAUCUUUUGUACUUUUAAUUAACAUCAGAGACUUACAAGCAGUUAGAUGUGAUUUUGAUGGCACGCGUUUAGUAAACAACUUUAAUGAAACUGGAUUUCUUGGUACAUGGCAUGAAUUAGAAAGGACAACGUUCCAAUGGGGAGACGGCACCUGGUAUUCCCAGGUAUGGACCUUUAAACGAGGAAAUGAUGGUCAGCUAUAUAUGGCCUACACUGGGUUUUCUCCUCGAACACAGUCUUGUACUGCUCCUAAUACCGGACUCUUGAGCGGAACUGGAGGCUCAUACACAUUGACGUCAGAGGGAAGGUAUGAAGCUGCAUUACGAGUUGCUUACACGGACUACGAAAACGUUGCCCUGGUGUACAUGUGUUAUGCUCCUGAAAUACAGGGAACUUGUGACAGGACAUCUGUUCAUGUCUCUCUCCUAUCCCGGACACCUUCACUGUCCACUCCACAGAGAUCCAUGCUUAAAGCUCAUCUAGAUUUAAAAUGCGUCGAAGAUCAUCACCUUAACCAAGCUACGACAGGUUUGAAUGCAUUAUUUUACGUUGUCAAUUAA
Molecule: messenger RNA, 588 nt
Organism: Saccostrea echinata
Lineage: Eukaryota; Metazoa; Mollusca; Bivalvia; Ostreida; Ostreidae
Exons: 4
Coding region: 1-588 (195 amino acids)
Source: RefSeq, a predicted model, not a curated record